Lolium rigidum is the source of this 2493-nucleotide messenger RNA. Its product is annotated as dnaJ homolog subfamily C member 16-like. The record is from RefSeq and is a predicted model, not a curated record. The transcript has 20 exons. NCBI's taxonomy places the organism in Eukaryota, Viridiplantae, Streptophyta, Magnoliopsida, Poales, Poaceae. Bases 46 to 2109 code for a protein of 687 amino acids.
CGAUACCCAUCCCCUCGCCUUUACCGCCGCUGCGCGCUGUCUCCAAUGGCGAUUCCGGAGGAGGCGCGCCGCUACUGGCUGCCGAUCCUCCUCUCCGCCGCCGGCUUCCUCUUCCAGCUCUUCGUCCUGCCCAAGUCCUUCCCGCCCUCCCACUACGACGCGCUCGGAAUCCCGAGGUUUGCGCCGGUCGAGAGGGUGGUCGAAGCCUACGGGGUUCUCUCCAAGGAGUGGCUUGCUGAAACGAAUGAUCUGUCAACUGUUGAUAUUUUAAAGAUCCGUUAUGCAUAUGAGCUGUUGACAAAUCCAAUUUUGAAGCGGGAUUAUGAUCUUUUUGGUCUGGAUUACCAUAUGGAUGUCCUCGAAAGAGUCAAAGACCAAUAUCAGAAGGAGCACUUUCUGAAAAUAGAUCUCCCUUUGUUAAAAGAUCCUUUAGUUCAUUCAACUGAUCACGCCUUCAAUGUACUCACAUACGAGUCAUUCAUGUCUGCUAUUGCUGAAGAUUACCCGAUGCUCAUACUGCUUUAUUCAAAGGGGAGUCCUCGUUGUGCUCAAUUCAUCGAGCACUGGAAGCAAAUUGCCACUCGACUGGAUGGUCUAGCAAACACUGCUAUGGUAGAAGUCGGUGAUGGGCAACUGGCUGGGUAUUUUGCAGAACAAAGGUUCUCUCAACAGCCAUUUUUUCGCAAUGGUAUACCAGCUGUGGUUGCAUAUCCUGCUAAUUGCAGAAGUCCAUCCUGUUAUAUGAGGUUCCCUGGUGAGCUAACCGUGGAUUCUGUUGUUGACUGGGUAGCAUCGUCAAUUGUUGGCUUACCUCGGAUCUUGUACUAUUCAAAGGAGGCAUUGGGCCCCCAGUUCAUUGGGAAGAGUGGCCAUCAUAAGGUCAAGGUUAUCUUUUUUUCAAGCACUGGGGAGCGUGCUACUCCAUUCCUUCGCCAAGCUGCCCAAGAGUAUUCAAGCUAUGCAUCAUUUGCAUUUGUUAUGUGGAAAGAAGAUGAAUCCCAGAUUUGGUGGAAUUCGUUAGGAGUGGAAUCGGCUCCUGCACUUGUUUUCUUGAAGGGUCCCGGUGCCAAGCCUGUUGUGUACCAUGGAACUUUUAGCAAGUCGGAGUUCACAGAGAUAAUGGAGGAGCACAAGCACCAAGAACUCCGGCAGCUAAGAAGUGACACAUCUUUGGAAUUGGGUUGUGAUGCUAGAGGUCAUUCACGCGCUAGAAAAGACAUGUCUAUAUGGUAUUGUGUAGUCGUUGCUGGUCGCCCUGGUGUAGAAUUAAGUAAAAAGAGACAAAUUUUGCGAAAAGCCCAAGACCAACUACUAAGUGCUGUUGAUUCAAGUACUACCGGGAAUGUGGAAAAUAUAGUAGAGGUAGCAAGUGCUGCAACUGCCUUAAAAGAUGACAGGUUGACCUUUGUUUGGUUAGAUGGAGAAGUACAGAAGAAAAUUUGUGCCUUCUACCUUGCCACUGAUUAUAACGGAGCCUGUGGUCCUAGAGGUUUUGAAGACGACAAUGAUAAGCCCGAAGUAUUCAUCGUCCGUUUCCAAAGAAAUGCAACAUAUGAGGCGCUGAAAGCUGACAAAAAGCACAAUCUCAUGGAUACUCUCCAGGGUCAGGAUACUCCUGAUGCCUCCCAGCUAGUGGCUCGAUAUAAUGGCCUGGACGAAAUUCUAGAGAUAAACAAGUGGGUCUCUCAGGUUAUUAAAGAUGGAGAUACUAGAGAAAUCCCUUACUUUACUUCGAAGGUGCCAGAUCUUAUACCUGAGGAAACAAGUAAGGAAUGGUUAAGCAGUACCAAAAGUAUCCGUUCAGCAGGGAAAGGUUUAAAAGAGAGGGUUAAGUACAAUGUCUUCAAUUUCAAAGAUUACUUGACUGACCCAAGGGUUGGUCCAGCUUUGCUGAUGUGUGCAUGCAUUUCAUGGGCAACAAUAUGGUUCAAGCAUAGCCAAUCAACUCAGAAGACUCCAAAGGAUGAAGCUCCUAAAGAAAAGACCGAGAAUCGUCGCCGUCCAAAGCUUAGCACAACUCUCUUUGGUCAACCCACUACUGAAGGCGCCGCUGAUCCUGAACCCAAAGAUGCUCGCCAGUGGGAAAUGGAGGGCUCAGAUUCGGACUAAUGCUUUAGCGCAAGAACGAGUUAAACAUCGUUAUAUAUACUAUAGUUGAGCAAUAGAUCUAAAUUAGGUUACUGCCGGACAAUGUAUAACCAGUCUGAAAAAAAUACUCGAUGACAUCUCUGACCUUUGUUACUGUAUUUUUUUAGCACGGAUGUAUCCAUCUGCUUGGAAGCUGACACAGGCCUCUCAGACUGAAGAGUGAAUGUAUUGCUAGAGAUGUUCUUAGACUGUUGUUCCUUGUUCGAGGUUUCUGAAGCUAGAGGUGGAAGAUGUGAGACUGGACCAGGAGCGCAGUGCCCCCACAAAUUACAAAAUAAAUAAAUUGUAAAGAUGAGUUACAUGUCAAGCGUUUGUUUGAAUAAAUAGAAUUCUCUGUUUAGGUUC